This is a messenger RNA of Drosophila takahashii, 586 nucleotides long. RefSeq names its product Vacuolar H[+] ATPase 16kD subunit 3 (gene Vha16-3). Gene Ontology annotation, biological process: proton transmembrane transport. The record is from RefSeq and is a predicted model, not a curated record. Gene Ontology annotation, cellular component: proton-transporting V-type ATPase, V0 domain; membrane. NCBI's taxonomy places the organism in Eukaryota, Metazoa, Arthropoda, Insecta, Diptera, Drosophilidae. Gene Ontology annotation, molecular function: proton-transporting ATPase activity, rotational mechanism.
AGAAUCGAAGUCAAGAUGCCGGAAGAGGUUGCUGAAAAGGAUAGGCCGGCAUAUUCGUUCUUCUUCGGAUCGAUGGGGGCGGCAUCGGCCAUUAUCUUUUCGGCCCUGGGAGCAGCAUAUGGAACGGCCAAGUCGGGCACCGGAAUCGCGGCCAUGGCCGUGAUGCGACCCGAACUGAUCAUGAAGUCGAUCAUUCCGGUGGUGAUGGCCGGCAUUAUAGCGAUCUACGGGCUGGUCGUCUCGGUGCUGAUUGCCGGAUCGCUUUCGGACACCUAUACCAUCCGCAAGGGGUAUAUCCACCUGGCCGCCGGACUAUCCGUUGGAUUUGCCGGUCUGGCGGCCGGCUUUGCCAUCGGCAUUGUCGGAGAUGCCGGAGUGCGGGGCACCGCCCAGCAGCCACGCCUCUUUGUGGGCAUGAUCCUCAUUCUGAUCUUCGCCGAGGUCCUGGGGCUCUAUGGCCUGAUCGUCGCCAUUUACCUGUACACCAAGUAGAGGAUCAUAUAUGCAUAAAUUAAAACAAUAAUAAAAUAAUUUAUAGCAUACAGUUUCUAUUCUUAAAAAUAGUUCUGAGAGAUCAACAGAAAAA